Paramisgurnus dabryanus is the source of this 1162-nucleotide messenger RNA. RefSeq names its product telomerase RNA component interacting RNase (gene trir). Gene Ontology annotation, molecular function: 5'-3' exonuclease activity; 3'-5' exonuclease activity. The record is from RefSeq and is a predicted model, not a curated record. Lineage: Eukaryota; Metazoa; Chordata; Actinopteri; Cypriniformes; Cobitidae.
CUGCAGGCGGAGGCGGCGCGUAACUGACGCACACAGACUCUGACCGCAGAGGAAACGUAACAUGGCGGUGGGACGCUGAAACAAAACAAACCUGUGCUGAAAACCUUACAAUUCACGAUGUGUUUGUGUUUCAUCUGAAGACGCCGCGAUACCUUAGGGUUAUAGAUUAUAAAACAAACACGUUUAUUGUUUUUUUCCCAUCAUUGUUGACUCGUUCACAUUUAAAUUGGACGUAAAUCUUUAUUCAACGCGUAAAGGGCGCUCGUGCCAAACAAAUCUUAAAUUUUUUGCAAAUACACGACUACCGCACUGUAUCACAGUGAAAUUAAAGGAAAAUACAAACCUUUACGUAAUAUUUUUAAUUAAGAAUAAAACUCAAAAUGGAGAGAAAGCAGCGUCAAUCAGACAAACAUCGCCGUCGUCAUCAUCAUCACGAGUCGUCCAGCAGCGACAGCGAGGAGUCCGGAGGCAGCAGCCCGGCUCACGAUGCGCCUAAAACGGCCAACGCCUUCGCCAACGAUGGCAGCUUCAUGGAGAUGUUCAAGAAGAAGAUGGAGGAGGAAGAGAGGAAAAAGAGAGCGACUGAAGAGCAGGAGAAGAUGAAGAGUUCUGCUUCGGAAGGACAAACGUCACAGGACAAGAAGCCAUGUAGCAUGACCAACUUUGUGGGCAAGCGGAGAGGAGGAGCCCGGUUGACUCUCAAGACCGGAAUGGUGGCCAAGAAACAGAAACUCGAUUCAGAGGCGGAGACAGGAAAAGGAGACGCCUGGACUAAAUACAUGGAAGAAGUGAAAAAGUAUAAAGCUCAUCAGUGUGGAGACGAUGAUAAAACCAGGCCGCUUGUCAAAUAGACUGAACUGCUUCGACAUACAGAAGAUCCAGCAUCUCUCCUAACUGCCAGAUUAUCAUAACACAUACAUGCAUCAUUUUCCAUUUUCUCCUUUACACGUUGCCUUUAGUGCUUGUUUCAAGGUUGACUUUUUCCUUUGUAUCUUUUGAUUGUUUUUUAGACUUAAUUAUUUUCGAGAAGUUAUUUGCUGCAUAUUAUUUUGUCUUUCGCAUUAGAAAAAUUUGAUCUUAUUGAUAUUUUGACCUCAACCUGUUUCGUACAUUAAUGUGUCCUGAUCAAAGUUAAAAUUGAAAUUAAACUCGGAUGACCACA